Molecule: messenger RNA, 325 nt
Organism: Dentiscutata heterogama
Lineage: Eukaryota; Fungi; Glomeromycota; Glomeromycetes; Diversisporales; Gigasporaceae
Source: the annotation of a GenBank genome assembly
AUGACUAAUGCUAAUGUAGAUUACCAAGCUAUUGCAAAUAAUAUUAUGCCAGAUCUCGGUUAUGAAAUUGAGGAUUUCCAAUAUCAUACAUGGCAAAUCACAUGUUGGAGCGGUUUGGAAAAGAGGAUAACAGGUCCUGAGUUUGAAACUGGAGGUUGGAAAUGGCGUAUUUUGCUUUUUCCUUCUGGAAAUAAUAUUCCAGACUUUGCUUCAAUUUAUCUGGAGUUUGCUGAUCCAAAGGGAGCACCUACCUAUUGGCAUUCCUGCGCACAAUUUGCUUUAUUCUUAUGGAAUCCAGGAGAUCCAACAUGUUUUGCUUCUCAUA